This is a messenger RNA of Sugiyamaella lignohabitans, 2307 nucleotides long. It is a transcript of the gene RGD1, whose product is annotated as Rgd1p. Bases 1 to 2307 code for a protein of 768 amino acids. Gene Ontology annotation, biological process: regulation of GTPase activity; signal transduction. The record is from RefSeq and is a predicted model, not a curated record. Gene Ontology annotation, cellular component: cytoplasm. The transcript has a single exon. Lineage: Eukaryota; Fungi; Ascomycota; Dipodascomycetes; Dipodascales; Trichomonascaceae.
AUGGACUCGUCUAAUACACCUGCUGCCAACAAUGGCAGGUCAGCAUCCAAUGGAAGCAGAUUAUCUAAUAAUACCACCACUAGUUCUGACGAGGGUGAUAGCAAUGUUAGCAACAAUGCCCCAUCAACAGCACCUACUGGUUCGGCUUUAACUGGCCCUCCUAUCACAGGUCCUGGUAUUAGAAAAACAAGUACGGUUUCAACUAUUGGUGGAGGAACCGGUGGUAGUACUAGUGCCGGUCCUGCUUCGUCUAUUGCACCUACCACAACUACUUUUAAUUCUAGUGAUACUGCAACUACCUAUUCACUUCCUCAACCUGCUUCGUCCAGCUAUCUCCUGGAAGAUGCAAGACUUCGUGAGAUCCUUAUGUCAGAUGUUGGUACUGAAGCUUUGUUGAAACGUUUAAAGCAGAGCAUUCAUGCUGCUAAGGAAUUGUCUUCGUUCCUCAAAAAGUCGUCGAACCUCGAAAAUGAACACAUGGGCCAGGUGCGUAAACUAGCCAGUUCUGCAAUUUCCGAAUUUGCUAAACCUGAAUACCGUCAAGGAACAUUUGCUGGCCAAUUGAAUCAACUAAUCAAGGUCAAUGAACGAUCUUGUGACGCUGCUCGUUCGUUUACUACUGCCCUGGUGACAAUGCAAAAAGAACUGGCUAAUCUCAGUGCUACUGUAGAUAAAUCGCGAAAAUCUAUAAAGGAAAGUGCUCUUCGUCAUGAAAGACAAUUACUUGAAGCCGAACAACAGGCUGAAAAGGCAAAGUCAAAGUACGACUCGUUGGCAGAAGAAUUUGAUAAAGUUCGUACUGGAGAUCCUACUAAGAACAAGUUUGGAUUCAUGCACUCGAAAGGCGCUCAGCAUGAAGAGGAGCUGCACAAAAAAGUCCAAACAGCAGAGUCCGAUUAUAAACAAAAAGUUGAAAAUGCUCAGCGUCUCAGAAGCGAACAGAUCAAUAAGAAUCGUCCUGCAGCUAUCAAACAACUAAAAGAUUUAAUUCUUGAAUGUGACUCUGCAAUGUCUUUUCAAUUACAGAAAUAUGCCAAUCUUCAUGAGAUUCUCGCUCUUAAUAGAGGUUUUAUUGUAGCUCCCUUGAAGCCCAAUGGUGCCGCUAAUGGAAACUUGACAAUGAAGGAGAUGGCUGCUAAAAUCGAUAAUGAGCUUGAUUUAUACAAUUAUGUUAUUGGCGUUCCCAAGACAGUUAGCAGGCUCAAUAGACCAUUGGUCCAAUUCCAACGCCAUUCGACCCUUGCUGGAGCCUACCCAACUGGAUCUAUUGGCAACACGACCUCGUCAGUUCCACAAUCGUUCCAAAACAAUACUACUUCUCCACCUCCACCUAUUUCAAAAGCACCAGGAGCUGGUAUUGGAGGCACUGUUGGUGCUGGUAUUGGAGCCGGUGUUGGAGCUGGGGCUGGUCUCGCAGCUGGAUUGGCAUCUGGACCAAAUGGACCAGGUUCUGCUGGUGCUGGUGCUGGUGCUCCAACCGCACCAGCUGCGUUGAAUUCACAUACCGCGAUUGGACCCAGUCCUGUUCUGCCACCAGUAGCAACCUCCGAACCUUUCAGUGUGUAUCCCGGCAAUGACACAAUCUCACCGAGUUCGACCAUUGAAACUCAAGCAGUGUCUACAACGGCAUCUAAUUUUGACACUUCUGCCGGACCAGUGCCUACUGUGGGUCAACCAGGUUCCGGAUAUCCUCCUGGUACUGUACAUUCGCGGCCCUCGUUCGGUACUCCUCUUGAUGUUCUUCUCGAUUAUGAAGAGGCUACUGUUCCACGGGUUGUAUUCCAAUGUAUUCAAGCAGUGGAUAAUUUCGGUCUCGAAGUCGAGGGAAUCUAUCGAACCAGUGGAAACAACAACCAAGUACAGGAGAUUAAACGACUGUUUGAUUUAGAUGCCGCAUCUGUGGAUCUGUUACAUCCUACACACGGACUAAAUGACAUCCACAGCGUAGCGGGCGCACUCAAACUGUAUUUCCGCGAGUUGCCAGACCCACUUCUCACCGGACAGUUCCACGACGAGUUUGUCGCUGCUGCCAAACUCCCAGCUGGCGACGAACGCCGCGAUGGCGUGCACCGCAUUGUAAACGAGCUUCCCGACCCCAACUACACGACGCUGCGACAUCUGAUAUUCCAUCUGUACCGGGUCCAAACACGGGAAGCCAGCAACCGCAUGUCCAUCAGCAACCUGGCUAUCGUCUGGGGCCCAACUCUAAUGUCCUCGAGCCUUAACAACCCCGAAGACAUGGCCCUCGAGGCCAGCGUUAUCGAGACCAUUCUCGUCAACGCAUACACCAUCUUUGACGCUGACUAA